AUGUCCAACAACAUGGCCGGCCAGGCGGGUUGGGAGGCCAACCCGCUGGCCUUCGUCUACCGGCAGGCCGUCAUCACCCCGGCCGAGAUCCCGUUGGAGUUCGACCUGUCCGAUGCGACUCUCAUCAUGACCGGCGCCAGCAGCGGCCUUGGUCUUGAGGCUAGCCGACAGUUUCUGGAGCGACAGCUGGGGAGGUUGAUCAUGGGGGUCCGGAACACGGGGAAAGGAGAGGCCCUCGCCGAGGGUUUGAGGAGGGAGUUCCCCAUGGCUCAGAUUGAGGUGUGGCAUCUCGAAAUGGAGUCGUACGAGAGCGUGCGGGCUUUUGCAACGAGGUGUGGCAAGGAGCUGUCGCGGAUCGACAUCGUGAUCCUCAACGCGGGGGUCGUCGCGCCGGCCUUCGCCAAGUCCCGUGAGGGCCACGAGCUGAUGCUCCAGGUCAACUACCUCUCCACGGCAUUGCAGGCGUUGUUGUUGCUGCCGAUCCUCAAGGAGAAGCGGCCGCCGGGUGAGCCGGGACGGAUGGUCGUGGUCAGCACGGACACGACGUACUGGCACACUCCCGAGGAGGACAUGGUGACUGGAUCCUUGUUCAAGCCGGCGGACAAGGAACGGCUCUGGGGUUCGGCGAAGAACUACCAGCUGUCCAAGUUCCUGGGUCAGCUAUUCGUGGCGAAGCUGGCCACACACGUCAACCCGGAGCAUGUCAUCGUGAACAUGUCGAACUCGGGUCUCACAACGGGUACCAACAUUGUCAAGCCGGCAGCAGAGCCCUUCUUCAUGGGCAUGCUCAAGAAGACUUUGGGCCGUAGCGUUGAGGUUGGUGCGCGGAGUUAUCUGGAUGCCGCCCUCGUGAAGGGCCCUGAGAGUCAUGGAAGCUUUACCUCUGAUGGGGUCAUUAAGCCAUGGCCGAGUGUGAUGUAUACCUCCGAGGGUACGGGGCUGAAGGAGAGAGUAUGGGCCGAAACGAAGAAAGAGCCUGGAUUCUCGGAAGCAUUUGAGAUAAUUGUGAAGGGGAUUUAA
Molecule: messenger RNA, 1020 nt
Organism: Colletotrichum karsti
Lineage: Eukaryota; Fungi; Ascomycota; Sordariomycetes; Glomerellales; Glomerellaceae
Product: retinol dehydrogenase 12
Exons: 2
Coding region: 1-1020 (339 amino acids)
Source: RefSeq, a predicted model, not a curated record